Messenger RNA from Astyanax mexicanus (Mexican tetra), 2503 nucleotides. RefSeq names its product elongation factor Tu, mitochondrial-like. Gene Ontology annotation, molecular function: GTP binding; translation elongation factor activity; GTPase activity. Gene Ontology annotation, biological process: mitochondrial translational elongation. Gene Ontology annotation, cellular component: mitochondrion. The record is from RefSeq and is a predicted model, not a curated record. Lineage: Eukaryota; Metazoa; Chordata; Actinopteri; Characiformes; Acestrorhamphidae. Bases 11 to 1393 code for a protein of 460 amino acids. The transcript is spliced from 10 exons.
CUUUGUAGUUAUGUUUUUGCACAUGCGCAGUCCAGCUCUUCGUUCCUCGGAAAUGGCUGCGCUCGUUGGUCUCCGUGCGGGUUUCUCCGCUCUGCAGCUGACCUCAUCGGGUUUACUGCACAGCUCCCUUAAACUGUGUGCAGUGCCCCUUGCACAGAGGAAUUUUGCAGCUGAAGCAAAGAAAGUUUUCUCCCGAGAAAAGCCUCAUGUUAACAUUGGCACUAUUGGACAUGUAGACCACGGAAAGACCACACUCACUGCUGCCAUCACCAAAGUUCUGGCGGAGGCUGGUGGGGCGCGGUAUAAGAAGUAUGAGGACAUUGAUAAUGCUCCUGAGGAGAAAGCCAGAGGAAUCACCAUCAAUGCCUCACACGUGGAGUACACCACAGCCAACCGGCACUAUGCACACACAGACUGCCCCGGACAUGCUGACUACGUCAAGAACAUGAUCACAGGCACCGCUCAGAUGGACGGCUGUAUCCUGGUUGUCGCAGCGACGGAUGGUCAGAUGCCCCAGACUCGUGAGCACCUGCUGCUGGCGAGGCAGAUUGGGGUGGAGCAUGUGGUGGUGUUUGUGAAUAAAGCGGACGCAGUGGAAGAUAAAGAGAUGGUGGAGCUGGUGGAGCUGGAGAUCAGGGAGCUCCUCACAGAGUUUGGCUAUGACGGAGAGAACACACCAGUGGUCAUCGGAUCUGCCCUCUGUGCCCUGGAGAACAAGCAGCCAGACCUGGGAGUGGAUGCCAUUAUGAAAUUGCUGGAAGUGGUGGAUGAGUACAUCCCUUUACCAAAGAGAGAGCUGGAAAAACCCUUCCUGCUGCCCAUAGAGAGCACCUACUCUAUCCCAGGUCGUGGUACGGUGGUUGCAGGCACUCUGGAGAGAGGGGUGAUCAAGAAGGGAGAUGAGUGUGAAUUUGUUGGACACAAUCGCUCAUCUAAGUCAGUCGUUACAGGUAUUGAGAUGUUCCACCAGUCGUUAGACCGGGCUGAGGCGGGGGAUAAUCUGGGAGCUCUAGUUCGGGGGCUAAAGAGGGAGGAUGUGAGGAGAGGGAUGGUGAUGUGCAAACCAGGAUCCAUCCAACCACACCAGAAAGUCCGAGCACAGGUGUAUAUUCUGAGUAAGGAAGAAGGAGGGAGACACAAGCCAUUCGUUACAAACUUCAUGCCCGUCAUGUUUUCUCUGACGUGGGACAUGGCCUGCAGAGUACAACUACCCGACCAAAAGGAGAUGAUCAUGCCCGGAGAGGACACGUCUCUGAUCCUAACUCUCCGACAGCCCAUGGUUCUGGAGAAAGGUCAGAGGUUCACUCUGAGAGACGGAAACAAGACCAUUGGGACGGGACUGGUGACUGAGAUCAUGGCGUCCACACCAGAAGACCAGUACAACUGGGGCUAAAACACAGAAAUGGGAAGUGUGGAGUUUGGGGGGCGGGGGGCUAAUUGAGGAUUUGAUGUUGAAGGGGAAAGGCUGGACAGGUGUGGAGGUAGGCAUAGGGCACGUCAGAAUUUAAACUGAUCCAUUAUCUGCUCUGCUAUUGGAAGAUAGAAUGGUUUUUGCUGGAGUCGAGUAAGAACAGGGUGGAAAACCUCAGAUCUGCCCUGGUUAGAGAUGAUGUACAGUUCAAUGACUUUCCAGCUUUAAAAAACUAUCAACAUAAUUAGGUGGUUGAAUGGCAGUUGUUUAGAGUCUGGCUUUGGUGUGAAACUGUAGUUCAAUGUGGAGAAAAUUAAUUUCUGUACAGUGGUGGUGAAUGGAACCAGGCCGCUACCACCAAGGCUAAACCUAAAUAUGGCCAUUUUAUUUACUAUUCAAACCCACCAGUGAACCUACACACAUCUUCUGAGUUUUAUUUAGAAUGAUAAUUAUGGUAAAAUGGAGUGAAUGUGAAAAUAAUAAGAUUUUCUUUGUUACACAGCAUUCCUCAUGUAUCCCUUAGCUCAUUAAUGAAGUUUAAGCAUACGAUUUAGACCGAAGCUUGUAUCAGAACCCAGAUGUGAGACAAUGUAUUUAUGAACUUAUCUUGGGUGUAAUAACAUUCGGUGAGGGAGUUAAUAAAGGUGAUCAAGUAUUCAUAAACCUGGUUUCAUUAAUCACGCCUGUGAGUAAUUCUAACUACAGAACACAGCAUUUCACACCAAACCACUCUUUAUUUACAUUAUUCGUUUAACUGUUCGUGGUGCACUACUGCACCCUGGUGGUCUGGAUGAUCAGUGCACUCUAUUCUCAUUACCCUUCUAAUUUGUCAACUUCUGUCAUAAAAAAAAUAUAUAACACUGUUUAUUUUCUGUAAUCAUCCAGUCCACCAUGUGGCGCUGUUUGUCCACCACUAGCUUUCAUCUGUUUGAGAGGUAUGAAGUUGAGAUAUUAUAGUGUCUGAUGGAUGGACUUGGCUAUGGAUUCACACAUCCAGUCAUGCAAUGUGGUUCCAUACUGUCUGUUUUGCUUAUAAUUUGUCUGUAUACAUGCUAAGGAAUGUGGUUGAUGUAAUAAAUGUAUUUAAUAGAA